AUGAGUUUACUUGCUGGUCUUGUGAAUUAUUCAGACGAUGAAGGAUCUUCUUCUGGCGACGAGGCGCCAGUUGACAUUCUCCAAAAUAUAAAAAAGACAAAGGCAGAGCCGCAACCAAAGAAGCCAGAAGCGAUAGCCCCUAUGCUACAGCCAGUGAAAUCAGCAUUGCCGAGUAAAGUGCCAGCACCACCAUCGGCGUCAACGGCAACCAUGUUGGAGCACAACAAACGAUUGAUGGCUGCUUUGGCUGCUAAACCAAUUGCAGGCGUAGAGAAUUGGGGAAUCCCUAAUGAGCCAAACACAGCAUGCGAUGCUGAAAGACAGGAACGUAUAACGCAUUUCUUAUCACUGAGAGCCUCUGGACAUCGAUUAAACGACCAUUUACAGCACAACAAGGCAUUUCGCAACCCUCGUAUCUAUACAAAACUCGUAGAAUUCACUGAAGUAGAUGAAAUAGGCAGCAACUUUGAGAAACAAGAAUUCGAUCCCCAUGGAUUUCCGGCAGAGAUGUAUAUUGAUGGCAUUCUAGAGACACAGCGAAAACUUGCAGAGGAAAAGGCAGCACAGCAACAAAACAGAACCUCUGUCCAUUUUGUCCCACAGCAACAGCAACCAACACAACAGCAAUCAGCAGCCAUGGCACAGGCAAUGGCGACUGCUGCCAAAGUAGCGAGUCGAAUAGCGAAGCCGCCUUCUCAAGAUAAUGUUGUCGUACCUGAAAAGCGAAGGAAUAAAUGGGAUGAUGAUCAGCAUUCGUCCAAGAGAUGA
Molecule: messenger RNA, 768 nt
Organism: Mucor velutinosus
Lineage: Eukaryota; Fungi; Mucoromycota; Mucoromycetes; Mucorales; Mucoraceae
Exons: 4
Coding region: 1-768 (255 amino acids)
Biological process (GO): regulation of DNA-templated transcription
Cellular component (GO): nucleus
Source: RefSeq, a predicted model, not a curated record